Molecule: messenger RNA, 1166 nt
Organism: Dromiciops gliroides (monito del monte)
Lineage: Eukaryota; Metazoa; Chordata; Mammalia; Microbiotheria; Microbiotheriidae
Product: ficolin-1-like
Exons: 9
Coding region: 10-963 (317 amino acids)
Source: RefSeq, a predicted model, not a curated record
CCCCCAAACAUGAGGAGCUCAGUUCAGCUAUCACUGGUAGGAUUCUUCUGGGUCCUCACCAUUCUGUGCCAGGCUGAAAAUACAUGCCCAGAGCUGAAGGUGGUAGGUCUAGAAUCCUCAGAGAAGGUCCUCAUAAUCCAGGGGUGCUCAGGGGUUCCUGGAGCCCCAGGGAUCAAAGGAGAAGCUGGCAUUCCUGGAGAGAGAGGACCAAAGGGUUCUACAGGGAACCCAGGCAAAAUGGGCCCAAUGGGAAGCAAAGGAGACAAAGGAGCCCCUGGGAUAUCACCUUCCUUUGGGGCAGAGGAUCUGGAAAAUAUGCUGUGUAAGAAUGGACCAAGAACCUGCAAGGAUCUGCGAGACCAGGGGAAGAUCCUGAGUGGCUGGUACACCAUCUAUCCCUAUGCCUGCACCCCCAUGACUGUGCUGUGUGACAUGGACACUGAUGGUGGGGGAUGGAUUGUUUUCCAGAGACGAGCUGAUGGAUCUGUGAAUUUCUUCCGGGACUGGGCGGCAUACAAGAGAGGCUUUGGCAGUCAGCUAGGGGAAUUUUGGAUGGGGAAUGACAACCUCCACCACCUGACAACUCAGAGAAAUAACGAACUCCGGAUUGACCUCCAAGACUUUGACCAAAACCAUUUCUUUGCCAAGUAUGCAUCAUUCCAGAUCCAAGGAGAGACAGAGAACUAUAAGCUGAUCCUGGGAAAUUUUGUGGAUGGGAAUGCAGGGGACUCGAUGACCUACCACAACCAGAAGCCAUUUAGCACCAAGGACCGAGACAAUGACUCCAACUGUGCCAAGAAUUUCAAGGGUGCCUGGUGGUAUGGAAACUGCCACAAUUCUAAUCUCAAUGGGCUCUAUCUCCGGGGAAACCAUGAAAGCUAUGCUAAUGGCAUCAACUGGAAGUCUGGGAAAGGAUACAAUUAUUCUUACAAAAUAUCUGAAAUGAAAUUCAGGCCUGUCUAGCCCUAGAUACUCCUCAGCUAUUGAAAGUAUUUGAGACCAGACUAUUAGGGGAGGGACCUACACAAGGAAUUUUUUUUUUUUAUCCCAACCAUAGUAUGGGUGUGGGCAAGAUGGAGCAGAGACGCUACUGGGGGGAGGGAUUUAAAAGUAAUUCUAGGGGCAGCUAGGCAGCGCAGUGGAUAAAGCAUUGGCUUUGGAUUCAG